Messenger RNA from Cylicocyclus nassatus, 633 nucleotides. NCBI's taxonomy places the organism in Eukaryota, Metazoa, Nematoda, Chromadorea, Rhabditida, Strongylidae. The record is from the annotation of a GenBank genome assembly.
AGAAAGUUGUUUCUACAGAGACAGCGCGGGCUCAUGUACAGGAGACAGGACCGCAUCCUAGAGAAGGACGAUGAUGUCGUAAAUGAUCUUCCACGUAAAAAUCGAAAACAUGGCCAAAUCCCAAUAAGCCGAAGUCCAUCUUCUGUGAGGACACCGUCAAAUAAGGCAUCCACAUCCGGACAGUAUUCCGCAUCCACUUCCGCAGAUGAAACGCCUACACCCAUAACAGAUAUAGUGCGACGACUAUGGGAAUAUCGCGAAGUGCGAAAUGCAAUCGAGGAUUACGACAAGGAACUUUUCAAGAAGAUAGCUAAUUGCAUAUUCCGAUAAACACUCGAUAAUCCAGUUUAUUGUGAAUUAUGGAGCAUAUAUGCGCGACAAUAGUGCUUUUCCAUCUUUUGCGGUUUUGAGCUCUCCUUCUUUUGUCAUAUUCACCACUGGGUUCGUUAGAAAAUGUUACUAACCAAUGCGUUGCUAAAAGUGUAUUUGAAAUUUUUAUUGUAGAGCUGUCGCUAGUGCUAUCGUAAAUGAUACAUUUUAUCACUUUUUGGUGGGAAAUCAAGUGGAAGGUAGGCACGCAAUUUUCAAAGCAACAUCUAAGAUAGCUUCAUGUGUUAACAAUGUACAUGCCUU